CCUUCGACAUGCUUUCCUUCUCCGUCCCGGGAACCUGCAAAUGAAGACGCAGAGAAAUCACUCCGUGGCUGAUUGAGUACAGAGGUGGUGCGAGUGGCCAUGGAGGUCCUGAGGGCCAGGGACAAGAAGGACCUGGGAGACAGACUACUCCAGACGGCGAGGACAGAGGAAAAGGCUGGUGCUUCCCAGAUGCAAACUGUCCACAUUGUUGAUGGGGGCCUGACCCCGCGGAAGCCAACGUGGGUGAGGCCGUCCCAAGCUGUGCUGGAGAACCCCAGCGUCUCCCCGAUUCGACUUAUUUUGAUCUCUUCCACUUUUUCGUUUAUUCCAAUCUACUCACUGGUGCUGCUGUAUUGGUCAUUCAGGGCCACAGACAGAACCCUCCACCUCCACCCGAUCCCCAAGAACCGUUCAGGAGAAAAGGCAAUUGAAGAACAUGAGAAGUGCCAGUCGAUUUCUGUGGACAAGCCUCCCCGCUUUGGAUCUCGUCAUGGUGUGCCACGUGUACCGGAGGCCAUGAUAAAUCCAGCUGAUUUGAAAUUUACCUACAUCGGACCUAAGAGGAAGCCCUACACCAGGCACAUGGAAGAGGGAACGCAGCUCAGCUUGACAAAGCAAAAAUACUUCACAAGUGAAAGAGAAAGGGAAUCUCUCUGGACUGCCUUUCUGAGAGCAGGGGACAUGGAACAUCCUGCAUCAGUGUCUGAUCCUCCCACUGGCAGAAGCACAGGGAAAACAACAAGAGAUUUCCUGGUAAAUACCUUGGAUGACUUGGGAGAGAGCGAGUUGAAGAACUUCAAGAGCAAACUGACCGACAUUGAUCUGAAGGAGGGAUAUGACCACAUACCUAAAGGGAAACUGGAGAAUGCAAAGUCUCUAGAGGUCACUGACCUCUUGAUUGGACACUACACAAUGGAUUAUGCAUUGGAGGUGACCACGACCGUGCUGGAAGCUAUCAACCGGAAAGACCUGGCAAGGAGAUUAAGAAGCGUAACAAGGACUCGUCAGGAAUCAGCCAAGGGCUGGCUCUGCCUCUCUGUACCUCAAGGGGGCGUGGAACAUCCUGCAUCAGUGUCCGAUCCUCCCUCCGGCAGAAGCAGAGGGAAAACAACAAGAGAUCUCCUGGUAAACACAUUGGAUGACUUGGGAGAGAGCGAGUUGAAGAACUUCAAGAGCAAACUGACCGACAUUGAUCUGAAGGAGGGAUACGACCACAUACCUAAAGGGAAACUGGAGAAUGCAAAGUCUACAGAAGUCACUGACCUCUUGAUCAGACACUACACAGUGGAUUAUGUGAUGGAGGUGACUACAAUAGUGCUGGAAGCCAUCAACCGGAAAGACCUGGCAAGGAGAUUAGGAAGCGUAACAGGGACUGGUGACGAAUCAGACUGUGCCUGGCCGUGCCUCCCUGUAUUUCAAGGUGUUUCCCACAAAUACCCAUAUUCACCACUGUUAUAUAGUUAUAAGUUUUGUACAAUGCAUGCCUUGCAAGAUAUUUUAAAAGUCUUUAUCUUUUGAACAUUAAUAUCCUGUUAGAUUGCAUAUGUUCUCAUUGUAUGUGAAGUUAGUGAAGUUUUGCUAUGUGUCUGUUACUGAAAUAUAGUGUGAGGUUGGGAACACCCCAACCAGCCUUUCAGGUAAAACAAUGGAGAAGCCAGACAGUGGUUAAUGAUUCAUCAACACCCAUCAAGGAAAGAAUCUACUAUCCCAGAAACUGUAGACAAUGGAGACUUCUCAAAGGGAUCAUGCAUACAAUGGAGACUGCUUGACCACUGAGGACUGUCUGUUCCCCAUGUCAUAGCAAAAGAUCUUUCCAGCAAGCUGGAAGAAACUAUAAAAGAGGGGAAGUGACAUGAUCACUUUCCCCGCUUCCUCCCAACUCAACACCUGGAGGAAUGUCUAGAGGACAAAGACGUUGAACUGAGGAAGGGUGGUCUCAGGCUGGAAAAGAGUCCCAGCCUGUGUAUUGAAGAUCUAUGACCAGCUUGUACCAUCCUUCAGGAUGAGACACUGCUUGAUUCAAAUCCUAUUUAGUUUGUGCGAAUAUAUUUUUAUUUUUAAGUAACCAACUUUGAUCUCUACACUUGCUACUUAUAAUCACUUAAAAUCUACCAUUUUAUAGUCA
This is a messenger RNA of Chrysemys picta bellii (western painted turtle), 2125 nucleotides long. RefSeq lists its product as uncharacterized. NCBI's taxonomy places the organism in Eukaryota, Metazoa, Chordata, Testudines, Emydidae. The record is from RefSeq and is a predicted model, not a curated record. Gene Ontology annotation, cellular component: canonical inflammasome complex.